AUGGAAAUGGCAGAAGGGUCUCUUGAAUAUACACCCACAUGGGUCGUCGCGUUUAUCUGUUUCAUCAUCGUUCUCUUAUCUCUUCUCGCCGAACGUGGUCUACACCAUCUUGGAAAGUGUCUGAAGCGUAGGCGACAAGAUGCCUUGUUCGAGGCCUUGCAGAAACUUAAAGAAGAACUGAUGCUCCUCGGAUUUAUCUCCCUAAUGUUGACGGUAUCUCAGGCCGCAAUACGGCACAUAUGUGUCCCAGAAGCUCUUGUAAGCAACAUGUUCCCCUGUAAGAAGCCAUUGGAGAGUCAUCAUGCUCCACAAUCAUCUCAUUCGCUCAUCAUCAAUACACGACAUCUCCUUUCAACAGGACCAAGUCCAGACAAUUGGAAAGUAUCCGUGGAAGCAUUGCAUCAACUCCAUAUCUUCAUCUUCGUACUAGCGGUUUUUCACGUCAUCUUCUGUGCCUCAACCAUGGUUCUUGGUGGCGCCAGGAUACAACAAUGGAAGCAUUGGGAGGAUAGGUUCAAGAAACAUCCUUCUCAAAAAGGCACAACAAAUCGUGGUCAUGCUCAUGCUCACGCUCAUGCCAUUCACGAGUUAUUUAACGCAAAUCACGAGUUCUUUGAGAUGCAUGCUGGUGGAUUCUGGAGAAGAUCUGUUGUCAUCAGCUGGCUGAGAUCAUUCUUCAAGCAGUUCUAUGGUUCUGUAACCAAAUCAGAAUAUAUAGCUCUGCGACAAGGAUUCAUCAUGACUCAUUGCCGCACAAACCCAUCAUUUAAUUUUCACAAGUAUAUGCUAAGAACACUGGAAAUAGAUUUCAAGAAAGUUGUGAGCAUAAGCUGGUAUCUCUGGCUCUUCGUCGUCGUCUUUUUGCUGCUGAAUGUAGGAGGAUGGAAUACCUACUUCUGGUUGUCUUUCUUACCUUUGAUUCUGUUACUAAUGGUGGGUGCCAAAUUGGAAAAUAUAAUAAGUAGCUUAGCUCUGGAUGUUUGCGAGAAGCGAAACCGUUCCGAAGAAGCAGUCAUCGAACCUUCUGAUGAACUCUUUUGGUUCCAUAAACCAGAGAUUGUUCUCCAACUAAUCCACUUCAUUCUCUUUCAAAAUUCCUUUGAGAUCGCUUUCUUCUUUUGGAUCUUGUUCACAUACGGAAUACAUUCAUGUAUCAUGGAGAAACUAGGCUUCCUUAUUCCACGACUCGUCAUGGGAGUGUUAGUCCAAGUACUUUGCAGUUACAGCACAUUACCACUAUAUGCUCUUGUUACACAGAUGGGUAGCAAAUUCAAGAAAGGAAUAUUCGACGGAGUAGUACAGUCCACACUAGAAGUGUGGUUGGAAGAUACGAGGAACAAAGGUGAAUCCACGAGCCAGAGUCGUAGGAUGGAGAAACAACCUACGGUUCCUGAGUCUUUUAAUCUCCAAGUCAUUGAAUCAUGUGAAGAUCCUUAAGUUGCAACUUAUGUUCUAUUCAAUAAGAUUCGCCAAGUCAUUAAUUAAUCUGUGUCAUCUCUUAAUUAAUUCGUUUUGCUACAUUUAGAGCUCUCAUCGGAAGACUUCUGUUAUAUCAUCGACCCGCCAAUGUUGACCUGUUCGACUAACCCUCAAAAGUUUUAAAUAAACGUUUUAAUGGAGCUGUCAUUUAUAAAAUAAACAAAAUUUGUUAACAAAGUCAACAACGUUUAUAAUUCUGUGAACGUUCAUUAAAUACUUGUUGUAGAUUCAGGCA
Messenger RNA from Thlaspi arvense, 1714 nucleotides. The record is from the annotation of a GenBank genome assembly. Lineage: Eukaryota; Viridiplantae; Streptophyta; Magnoliopsida; Brassicales; Brassicaceae.